Molecule: messenger RNA, 1353 nt
Organism: Serpula lacrymans var. lacrymans S7.9
Lineage: Eukaryota; Fungi; Basidiomycota; Agaricomycetes; Boletales; Serpulaceae
Exons: 5
Coding region: 1-1353 (450 amino acids)
Source: RefSeq, a predicted model, not a curated record
AUGGCUUCCGAGCCAAACUCCCAUUCUCAACUUGAGGGACCAACAAAUGAACGAACACCUAAUUCCAACAUAAUCAUGUUGAAAGCAGCUAUAAGAGAAAUAGAAGAUCUUAAGAUUACUCACCAGCAUUUCAGAGACAUUACCGACAAAAGAGUCAAGGUUUUGAAUGCCGAAAAUAUCCUGUUGAAACAGGAUAAUCAACAAAUCAAAGCUGAGAUGGACAACCUGAAAAAACAAAUUGUUGCACUCAACAAGGCAGGAGGGGUUUACUGUGUAGAAUGCGAGGAAAGUGGAGGAGAGGAAGAAAAUAAUGAGUCAGAUAUUAGUGGUGACAGGGAACAUAUGAAGGAUGUGCUCACCUCAAUUCAAAUCUCCCUCAACAACAUCAAUCCUGUGACUAUUGCACUCGAAACACUCACUCCCCACCAACGAGAGGCUUUGAGCUUUGAAGCGGCUGACUCAAAGCCUGUGAAAGAUGCUAUAAAUGAAGUAUUUAUGAGAAAACUUGGUGUCGAUAAACUCGAAGCGAAGCACUUACCAGAUUACCUGUUGUCAAUUGAUCCCAGUCAAUGUCCGAAAGACACUGCCACUCAAAAAAUAUCACAUUGUUAUAACUGGAAAUUAUCAGCUGACGACAAAGCAAAUAGCAAAAAUUUAGUAGAAAUUCAACAAUGGGUCAUACUUAAUGCAACAGUAGAAAUACCACCAAUUGUAGGGAUGCUUCAGCUUGUGCUACCAAAGAACCUGAAGCAUCAAAUUUGUGUGAAAUUCCAAUAUAUGGCAAGGCAGGACCUAUCUGACACUCAAGAAGAGAACCUUGUAAGCAUGUCAGUGUCCAAAGCACACAGAGACUCUUGUGCACAGUCUAAACUCAACCAACAAAUUUGCAAACAGCCAUUUUCUACUUACACCGACAAGAAAUUUGAUGCCGCAUUUAUCCUAAAUGCUAUGUCUGACGAUGAGGACAAUCCGGAUUAUUGGCCAAUGUCAGAUGAGGUUAGGACAUUCAUUAGUAGAGCCCCAGAUUAUUGGAGUGAAAUACUUGGAAAUGAUGAUUUUUGGAAGGAUCUAUCUGGUCGUGGACUUCUAUUGGCAGUCAUCACACCAUGUAAAACUGAGGGUAAAGAUGCAGCUCUAAAAGUUGCUGUGUAUGGUGGAUUAGCAGCUGCCAUUGCCACGGACAUUCGUAACAUCAAAGCUGUUGUCGGACGAGUGAAGACCAGAGGAAAGUGGGGAAUUAUAGACCGAACAAGUGGUCUUGCUUCAGUCGCUUUCACACACCAGGACACAGAGGGAGUGGAAUUUGAGUUUUAUGACUCCGGACCAGGCUCAGAUGAUGACUUUAUGCAAUAG